Messenger RNA from Salvia splendens (bonfire salvia), 1290 nucleotides. RefSeq names its product tubulin-folding cofactor A. Bases 634 to 960 code for a protein of 108 amino acids. Gene Ontology annotation, molecular function: beta-tubulin binding. The record is from RefSeq and is a predicted model, not a curated record. The transcript has 3 exons. NCBI's taxonomy places the organism in Eukaryota, Viridiplantae, Streptophyta, Magnoliopsida, Lamiales, Lamiaceae. Gene Ontology annotation, biological process: post-chaperonin tubulin folding pathway; tubulin complex assembly. Gene Ontology annotation, cellular component: microtubule cytoskeleton; cytosol.
CAUGUAGCUUUCCUUUGGAAAUUAGUCUUGAUUUCCUCCUAGUUGUUGUCUGAGCUCUGACAUUAUGGAUAUGAUUGAUAGAAUGCAACCACAAUAGGUUAAUUUGUGUAUAUUUUCUAAAGUUUGAUGUUGUGUUUAGUGUUGUUGAAUGUUGACUGUUAAGUUCUAAGAAUGGUUUGCCCGAUGGUCUAUGCAGCCCAGUGCUCGAUCCGAAUCAGUACAUUUGGCCUCAUGGCCGGUGUCGGGUUGGUCAGCUCAUGGCCAGACAUAAACAUAGUAAUUUGCUACUCAAACAGGAUCAUGACAUGCGAAUCAAUUAUUUAUGAAACAAAUUGGCCCUCUUCUUUUUAUGCUCAGCUUGUAGUUUUGUCUCAUUUUUCAUUUUUUGUCACACCUCAUCAUUUCCCCCUUUGUUCAAUCAAAUUUCUCAAUAGGAAAUAUAGAUAUAUGUUUGCAUAGGUAAGUUGAUUUAAUAAGAGUAAAUUACCAUCCUCACUGGACCUCUCCAUGAUGUGCUUUGCCGCUAUUGUUUGUUUUCCUUUGCUCGAGAACGAUAAAUAUUAUCCACCAGCUUUACUUUCACUAUAUUACAGUCUUGUACUGAUGAAAGCGUAGGCAUACAUUUGCACAACGAUGGCAACAUUGAGGAACUUGAACAUAAAGACAUCGACAUGCAAGAGAAUAGCGAAAGAGCUUCACUCCUACGAGAAAGAGGUUGAAAAAGAGUCUGCUAAAACUGCCGACAUGAAGGCAAAAGGCGCUGAUCCAUAUGAUCUCAAACAGCAGGAAAAUGUGCUGGCUGAAUCUAGGAUGAUGGUUCCCGACUGCCGCAAGCGUCUAGAGACUGCUCUAAGUGAUCUUAAAGCCACUUUGGUUGAGGUGGAGUCGUCUGGCCAAAAGGAUGGCUCGGAGAUUGGUGAUGCUCGGAGCACCAUUACAGAGUUUGAACGGAUAUUUUAAUCUUCCGAUGCUUAGCCGCAUGGAUUGUGGUAUAUGUAAGCACUGAUCUUGAUCUGAAUGAUCAUCGCAUGACUAAGGAGACUUUGACAUCAAACUAUAGCUACUAGUUUUAUCUAUGGUGGGGGGAAAAGGUUAAAAUGCUUUAAAAUCAAUGGCGGAUCUCUAUGGGGUCGAGGGUCGAUCGAUAACACCACCGACUUUUGAGGUUAAAAAACUACAUAAUUAGGAUUUGGACCAACAUCACAUUGGAUUGCUUCUGCCUUCUGACGCUAGCAACAACUUUCUUCCCUAGUAUAAGGACCUGUUUUGACUCGGCGGGGUUUUAAAAAA